AUGUGUUUGCUACGAAAGCUGUGUGAAAGGCCCCCAGCGGCACCAAGUGGACGAGGUCUUCGAGAAGGCACCAAGGACGAAUGGAAGAUCAUCACGGGCAUGAAACAAGUCGAAGGAGAACUCAUCCUACAGCUCAGAGGAUGGGUCACUGUCAAACCCAGUAGGCAAGCCACCAGAGCACUCAAGGAUGACAUUUUGUUAGCUGCAGAGGAGCACGGUGUCUCGAGCAACGACUUACGUCAAAUGCUGCAUUUGGUCAAGACCAUCAGCUAUGACCAUACGAAACGCAGCAUUCAUUUCCACACUUUCGACCGAGCAACGGCCCGUCGGUUCCAGGACACCCAAGUUCCGUUCAAGCGAGCCGUUUACAGGCUUCGGAACCCGCAUCAGCCGGAUACAGGAUCGAUAUGGGCCAGGCAAUUGGGCAACGAUGGUGUACGGACGGACACGCAGCGAGAGUAUGUGGUGGACAUCUUCAAUGUACCCCGGUGCACGGACGUUGGGCGAUUAAAUGCGUACCUACAGGAGCACAUUAAGGCAGACAUUGAGUUUGAAAACCUAGAUGUCUAUUAUCCGGAAUCCAGAUCUUCAGUAUGCGAGUAA
Molecule: messenger RNA, 603 nt
Organism: Phytophthora infestans T30-4
Lineage: Eukaryota; Oomycota; Peronosporomycetes; Peronosporales; Peronosporaceae
Exons: 3
Coding region: 1-603 (200 amino acids)
Source: RefSeq, a predicted model, not a curated record